UCCGCCAUUAUUAUUAUAAAAAUCUUGAAUAUCUUAUCUUACUGUAUUGUGCAUUAUAAACAUCGUAUUCGUGUAAUACAUUUCACCUAUCUCAGUGUUAGUGUCUCACAAAUGCGUUUGCGAAGUGUAUCAUUUCCUGUUUCAUAUCAUACCGAAACAAUCAACUGCGGCGGCUAGAGGACUCUUUUCGUUAUCACAAGCGCGCGGCGCUGCAUUCCUUGUGGUUGUAUCGAAACGCCAUGGAGCCGGCUGGCGACUGAUCCCACGAAGAAUGUGCGCAGUGGAUUGUUGUGGAGUGCAGUGUAGUACAGUGUCUGUGACUUGUGAACGUAUAGUGCUGUGGGAGUGUUAUAUAAGGGAAGGGAUGGUCAGGAGCCCGCCCUGACGCGCCGGGCGCCGGCGUCCAAGGCGGGCGACGCGCGUGUCAUGGCCCCGGCGCUAUCGCUGUCGCCCCAAGAGCCCUACGACCGCGACGCAGCCCAGGAAACCGACAAGCAGCUGUCCCAUCAGAGACGGGCGCUCGCGUCCGUCGAUAACCUCUCUACACACAUGGAGGAGGACGACAUGGGUCUCCAAAACCAACCCAGUCUUGUAAAAGACUCCCAGGAAAUGGAGCAGAUAUUAGUGGACCUGGGAAGCAGUGAUCUAGCACAAGCCGAUUUGCUUCAAGCCAUUAAGACCUUAGAGAGUGGUGGUGAUACACUAUCUGCAGGUGAUCCCGAUGCUAUAUUCCCCCUUUCUGGUUUUGAUUUAGCAGAAACUGCUGAUUCUGAAGGUGAUGCAACUGAGGAUAAGAUAAGACUAUUGCAAGUCCGUUUGGAGAGACGGUGUGCCUUUCUGCAAAGACGUUUGCGAAUAUUACAAGCUAGAACUAUUGGGAAAAGAAUAUCUGAGGAAGCUGCACAGACAUUUGAAAAGUGUACAAGGGGUGCAAGGAAAGACGGUGGGGGCAGGCCUAUUGGGUUGAAGGCAUUGCUAAAAAGGAUAGAGACUACAUCUGCCCUCCAAGCAAGUGCAGCUUCCCGGCCUGUAGUGGGUCCAAAGUACUUCCAUGCAGGGACAUCUAGAGGGGAUGCUUCCCGGUCUGCGUCCAUUGGGAUAUCAUCAGGGACGCUAACAGGGUUGCAGGACACAGCAGGAGCUCUGCGGUCACACCUUUCGGUAGUAAAACAUGAGCUGGACUCUGAUGCAACAGCUUCAUCUUCAGGGGCUGAGAGUAAUGAUGAGGCUGUGAUAUAUAACAAUCCACACCAGCAGCCUAUGCCUAUUGAAAAACGCGCUCUGUGGGCGUGGCAACGCGCGCGAGCCUCUAUCGCGUCGCGCUGGAGCUGGUUGCAAGCGCAGGUUCAAGAGCUGGAGUACAAGAUUCGGCAGCACAACGAACUUCAUAGACAGGUACGCGAAGCAAAAGGUCCUGUGGAAUUCGAAGGAGAACCUAUAGGAUAUGAAGGUUCCCUGCCAGGAUCCGAGCUGCCCGAUGACGAUCCCCGGACAGAGACCUGCGCUCGGCACCGACCAUUGCGUCGAGAGACGUUUAAGAAACGCAAGUUGUUGCAGAUGCACAACUUGCACAUAGCCACUAAUAAAGCAGCUAAACCUUCUGACGUGAGAUGCAGCUGCCAGUUCGGCGUGGAGAGCUGCGCCGUGUGCACGGGCCGCGCGGAGCCGACGGAGCCCGCGGCGCCGCUGUGCGCGCUGGCCGCCAAGCAGCGCGUCGCCAGGGUCGACGCCGCCUUCCACCCCGUGCUCAGCGACCACAAGGACAUCUCCCCGUUGGUGCACAUCGCGGCACUGUCGUCCCGCGGCUGGUUCCGCUCGCGGUGCUCGAAGGCGUGGCGCGGAGCCGCGGCCUCGCGGCAGACGCCCGCGUCCCCCGCCGCCCUCUCUUCGCCCACGCCGGCGCGCGCGCCCGCCCCCGCCCCCGCCACCGCCACCAUCACCAGCGGACACACGCCCAAGCCGCAUCGACGCCAUCCCACGCGAUUGAAAAGAGGCAGACCACCCUUAUCACGCAAGAUACGAGAACGAGAGAGAGAGCGGGACGACGAUUCGUCAACGACACACGAAAGACGCGGUCCGGGCCGACCAAGUACGGAGUCCCGGCUUACGCGGCGGCAGUCGUACGACAUCGAUAACAUCGUAAUUCCGCAGUCAGUUGCAGCCAACACACGUCCGCAGAUACUCACCUACAAGGAGAUCGUCACGCCCAAAUGGCGAGUAAUGGAUUUACCAGAUUCGCCGCUCAACAAUGGCGUCACGCAUCGGAUAUCUACUGACAGUGAGGAGGAGGACGUGUCCGACGCGGCGGUGGCGGCGCGGCACUCGCGCGCCGAAAGCCAUGAGCGUAGCCGCUUCGUGCGCGCCAAGCGGCCGCGCCGCAACCACCACGAACUGCAGCCACAACCGCCGCAGCUGCAGCUGCCGCAACCGCCGCAAUUGCCGUACCCGCAACAGCCGCUCGGCCCGCCGCCUCCGCCGCCGAUUAUUCCACACCAAGAGACUGUGAGACCGUACACCCCGCGGCAGUUUCCGCUAAGGGAAGAUACAUACCUCUCGAUGCUUCAGGCGAUGCCGGACGGGCACCGGCUGGGCAGCCCCGACCCGCCCGACGAGGACGACCGCUCCAGCACGCUGUCCCCGCUGUCGCCGACGCCCUUCGACGGCGACGACCCUGAUGACGCCGAGUGGGAUCCCAGUGCUGAGAAGGCCGAGCGCCGCAAGAGCGCCUUCAGAUAAACCUUCAACUGAACUUGCAUUGUAAGUUAUGUAUUCACUAUCGAGUUUCGAUACGCGGAACUGCAACGUCUUGGACGUACACGACUAAAUUUCAAAAGAUCUCCGAGUUCUCGACGGUCUUGCUGGUUAUGUACUACGUGUCAGUUACACCAAGGACCAAUAACUCUAGAGGACUGCUAAUUGCGAUACAAGAUAGCAUAGUCGGGUAUUUAGUGCCUAUAGGUACACCAGGUUUACCUGUCAGUAUUCGAAAUGCCAUUUUCCAGAAAUAACGUUUGCUUGAAUUUUCUUAACCUCGAAAGUAAUUUUGAGAGGAAAAUGUUUGUUCUUUUAAACCUAACUUAACCUAU
Molecule: messenger RNA, 3086 nt
Organism: Hyposmocoma kahamanoa
Lineage: Eukaryota; Metazoa; Arthropoda; Insecta; Lepidoptera; Cosmopterigidae
Gene: nsl1
Product: KAT8 regulatory NSL complex subunit 1
Exons: 11
Coding region: 427-2736 (769 amino acids)
Cellular component (GO): NSL complex
Molecular function (GO): histone acetyltransferase binding
Source: RefSeq, a predicted model, not a curated record